GUUUAUGUCUUGUUUUGCUCCCUUGUAGAUGGCCCACUAUCAGAUCCAUCAGUAGUGCGUCCAACUGGCCCAAACCAGAUGAUGAACAGAAUGCAGAAUACUGCUGGGAUGAAUUCAUUUGGGAAUCAUAUGGGAAUGCAGUCCAUGGGCCAGAGAUCAACACCACCUCUUAACCAGGGAAGCAUGGUGCCUGGGAGGAUGCCACAGCCGAAUGUUGCACAGAUGCAAAAUCAAUACAUGCAAACUGGACCGUUUCAAGCUUCAAGUCCUGUUCGUAGUGCUGGUCCUGUUGACCUAGUACACGGAGGAAACGAUGGUGCUGCCACUCAACAGGGACAAAUGCCGUUAUCAUCUUUACCAGUCGGGAGUCCUUUAGCCCAACCUGGGUCUGCUGGCGGGGCAGGCAGCGGGUCAUCUGUGGGCUCCUUGGGUCCCAGCAGCAUGAGUGCUGUUCCUCCAUCAUCCACCCCCACCCACUCCAUCAGCCUCAGUCACUGCCCACCUGUACACCAGAAUUCACCUUCACCAGCUCAUAGCCGGACGCCCACACCCACGCCAGGCUCCCAAACGCCUCAGCCCCACACACCCAGCUUACCCCAUUUAUCCUCAAAUGGCAGUCAGCAACAGUUUCCUCCGUCCGCCAGCUCUGACAGCGGCAUGCAGCCAUUAGGAACUCCUCCAGCGGUGUCUCACAGUGGUCUCUCCACACCAAAUGCCAGCCAGCAUCCCCGCACUCCAUUGUCUCAUAAAGGUUCUCUACCAGUUGAUGGCCAGGCCGCUACUCCUGCCUCCGUCAGCAGUGUAGAGGCAUCAUUUCAGCAAGCUCCUUCAGACUCCACAGCCACCCUGGAGCCAAAGGUGGAGGUCAAGGCGAAAGAUGAGGAGGAGGAAGAAGCCAUGGAGGAAGAAAGAACUGCUAAGGAGGAAGACAGUAAAACUGAGGAAAAGCCAGAGGUAAAGAAAGAGGAGCCAUUGAGUGAUGGUGGGCCGAUGGAGACUGCAUCUGAUGAGGACAAAAAACCUGAGAUAAAGAUUGAGCCUAAAGAAGAGGAAGAGGGUUCAGAGUCCGCAACUAGCCAGAGUUCUGUUUCUGGAGCCACUAACAAAAAGAAAAUUUUUAAACCAGAGGAACUGAGGCAGGCCCUGAUGCCUACACUGGAGUCUCUUUACCGCCAGGACCCUGAGUCUCUGCCCUUCCGCCAGCCUGUAGACCCUUCACUGUUGGGAAUACCAGACUAUUUUGACAUUGUGAAAAAUCCAAUGGACUUGUCUACUAUCAAACGAAAGCUUGACACAGGCCAGUACCAGGAGCCAUGGCAGUAUGUAGAUGACAUCUGGCUUAUGUUCAACAACGCCUGGCUGUACAAUCGUAAGACAUCACGGGUCUACAAGUACUGCUCCAAACUGGCGGAGGUCUUUGAGCAAGAAAUUGACCCAGUCAUGCAGAGCCUUGGCUACUGUUGUGGGAGAAAGCUUGAAUUUUCUCCCCAAACUCUGUGCUGCUAUGGGAAACAGUUAUGCACUAUACCACGAGAUGCUGCUUACUUUAGUUAUCAGAACAGUUCACCAAAAUAUGGGCUUCUUGCUGACAGGUACCACUUCUGCGAGAAGUGUUUCAAUGAGAUCCAGGGUGAAACCGUGUCCUUGGGAGACGAUCCAUCCCAACCUCAAACAGCUACAAUUUUCCUGAAUAUUUCUAGAUCAAUCAACAAAGAUCAGUUUGAAAAGAAGAAAAAUGACACACUUGACCCUGAGCUAUUUGUGGAAUGUAUGGAUUGUGGCCGUAAGAUGCAUCAGAUCUGCGUUUUGCACAAUGAAACUAUAUGGCCAUCAGGCUUUGUGUGUGAUGGUUGUCUGAAGAAGUCCAACAAAACCCGCAAAGAGAAUAAAUAUGCUGCUAAAAGGCUUCCACAGACCAAAUUAGGCAAUUUUUUGGAAACGCGGGUAAAUGCCUAUCUGAAGCGACAAAAUCAUCCAGAAUCUGGUGAAGUCACUGUUCGUGUUGUUCAUGUCUCAGAAAAAAUGGUGGAAGUCAAACCAGGCAUGAAGUCUAGGUUUGUGGAUAGUGGAGAAAUGUCAGAGUCUUUCCCAUACAAAUCGAAAGCUUUAUUUGCGUUUGAGGAGAUUGAUGGUGUUGAUGUUUGCUUCUUUGGGAUGCAUGUGCAAGAGUAUGGCUCAGACUGUCCACCACCUAAUCAAAGACGGGUUUACAUAUCCUAUUUGGACAGUGUCCACUUCUUUCAGCCACGCUUUUUAAGAACAGAGGUGUACCAUGAAAUCCUUAUAGGAUAUCUUGAUUAUGCCAAAAGACAAGGGUUUACCACAGGACACAUCUGGGCCUGCCCUCCUAGCGAAGGAGAUGAUUACAUCUUCCAUUGUCAUCCUGCAGACCAGAAGAUACCCAAGCCCAAGCGACUGCAAGAGUGGUAUAAGAAGAUGCUGGACAAAGCUGUCGCAGAGCGUGUUGUGCAUGAUUACAAGGACAUCUUCAAACAGGCAACAGAAGAUCGUCUCACUAGUGCCAAAGAACUGCCCUAUUUUGAGGGUGAUUUCUGGCCUAAUGUUCUUGAAGAAAGCAUUAAAGAAUUGGAGCAAGAAGAAGAGGAAAGAAAGAGGGAGGAAAACAGCACAUCCAAUGAGAGUGUUGAGACAACAAAAGGUGACAGCAAAAAUGCCAAGAAAAAGAACAACAAGAAGACGAGCAAGAACAAGAGCAGUUUAAGCCGAGGAAACAAAAAGAAGCCUGGAAUGCCAAAUGUGUCUAAUGACCUUUCACAGAAGCUCUAUGCCACGAUGGAAAAGCACAAAGAGGUGUUCUUUGUUAUCCGGCUGUUUGCAGCACCCAAUUCUAAUGCUCUUCUGCCCAUUGUUGACCCGGAUCCCUUGAUGGCCUGUGAUUUGAUGGAUGGUCGCGAUGCCUUCCUAACAAUUGCACGAGACAAGCACUUGGAGUUUUCCUCAUUGCGACGUUCCAAAUGGAGCACUAUGUGCAUGCUGGUAGAACUGCACAACCAAAGCCAGGACCGCUUUGUCUAUACCUGUAAUGAGUGCAAACACCAUGUUGAAACUCGCUUCCAUUGCACUGUGUGCGAGGACUAUGAUCUCUGCAUCACUUGCUACAAUACAAAAGGUCAUGAGCACAAGAUGGACAAACUGGGCUUGGGGUUGGACGACGAAAGCAACAGUCAGGUUGCUUCCACAACACAGAAUCCAGGAGACUCACGGCGUCUCAGCAUUCAGCGGUGCAUCCAGUCUCUGGUGCAUGCCUGCCAGUGUCGCAAUGCCAACUGCUCACUUCCAUCUUGCCAAAAAAUGAAACGUGUAGUUCAGCAUACCAAAGGCUGCAAACGCAAGACCAAUGGUGGUUGUCCUAUCUGCAAGCAGCUCAUUGCGCUUUGUUGUUACCAUGCAAAACACUGCCAAGAGAACAAAUGUCCUGUGCCGUUCUGCCUCAACAUCAAGCAGAAACUGCGGCAACAGCAACUCCAGCACAGGCUACAGCAGGCCCAGAUGGUGCGUAGAAGAAUGGCCAGUAUGCAAAGGACAGGCCAACAGCUUCCAGGAGGUGGUUGUGGUCUGCCAUCUCCUGGGAACGGCUGUAAUACUGGUCCGAGCACUCCAACACCGAGCACUCAGCCACCUACCCCUCAGACGCCCACUCAGCAAUGUCAGCCUCCAGCAACUCAACCUGGUGUUGGCAAUGUUCCAUCACAGCAGCAACAGCAGUUGGCAGGGAUGACCCAUCAGUACCAGCCAAUAUCUGGAAGUGGUGGGAUGAUUAACUCCUCACAGCAGUCAAUGUUACCACAGCAGCAGCAACAGCCAACACCAGCUCAGCAUCUCCAGAAUGCCAACAACCUUCCUCCAUAUGUGCAAAGACCUACAGGCUCAUCUCCACUUUCUCAGUCAAUGGGAAAGCCAGGCAUGGUUCCAGGUGGCUUCUCUCAACAGCAACAAUCAAACCUAGGGCAGCCUGUGAUGCCACAACAUCAGCCACCUGGCCCCCCACCUGCAGCUGUAGAAAUUGCCAUGAAAAUUCAGCGAGUCGCUGAGACACAACGACAGAUGGCUCAGCAAAAGAUCCUGCAAAGAAACCAGGCUCCUGGCAUGAUGCCUCCCCAUGGCUUACAUCAGGGUCCGCAAACUCAAAACCAGAUGGGCAUAAACCUUCCUGGCACUGCAAUGGUUGGGCCUUCCCAGGCACAAGUAGCAGUGGCUCGAACUCAAAUGGAUCAACAGCAGGGAAUGGUCACAGCAGGCAUGCAACAGCAGCAGCCAGGACCUCGGUCUCAGCUUCCCCAAGUCCAGUUGCAGCAGGGCCAGCAAGGAGCACCUCAACUUCAGGUGUCACCACAACAGCAGUGGACUGGUCCUGGCAUGCCUCCUCAACAGAGACCAGGGGUAAUGAACCAAAUGGGUCUGCAAGGGAUGGCUGCACCACAACAUCAGCAGCAGCAAGCUGUUGGUCAAUCGCAGCCGCAAGGAAACUCUGGUGUAAUGGGUAUGAUAAGUAGCCAAGGAGGGGCUGCACCUGCAGGCGCUGGUCCUGGAAAUCACUCUCAGGCUGCCUUACAAGACCUUUUAAGGUUCUUAAGAUUACCCAGCUCUCCCCAUCAACAGCAGCAAGUCCUGAGUAUACUACGUUCAAACCCUCUACUCAUGGCAACCUUUAUAAGGCAACGGGCUCCUAGGUACCUUGGUCGAGGUGGUCCUGGAGCAGGAGGUGCAGGUGUUCCAGGUGGACCUGGUGGAGGUCCAGGCAUCAUGGAUGGCCAGCAAAUGAAUGUAAAUCCCAAUGCAGCUCAGGGUGGUAUGCACAUGACACAAGGAACGACCAUGCAAAUGAAUCCACUUCAACAACAACAACAGCAGCAGCAAAUUCAACAGCGUCCUAUGAUGAGUGGAAAUUUGCAGCAGCAACAGCAAAUGGCAGUAUUACAGCAGCAGCAGCAACAAGGUGUUAUGCCCAGUCAAGGCACGAACAUCUCUAAUAUCCCUCCCCAGUUAAGGGAAAUGAUGAGACGGCAUUUGCAGCAGCAGCAGCAACAACAACAACAACAACAACAACAACAACAACAACAACAACAACAACAACAACAACAACAACAGCAGCAGCAGCAUCAACAGAUGGGUAACCAUGCUCAAUUCCAGCAUCCUCAACCACCCCAGCAGCAGGGUUAUCUAGGCCAGUCUGGAAUUCCUCCUCAGCAGCCAGGCCAACCUCACCCAGGUGGUCUCCAGCAACAACAGGGAGGGGCCCAGCCUGGAACCCAGCAAAACUACUCUGGGUCUGUGUCCCAUCAGCAGGUUGCAGCAGCUUUGCAACAUAGGUUACAGCAACAGCAACUUCAAAUGCAACAGCAGCAGAGUGCUAUGGGAGGAUAUCAAGGUGCUGAUGGAGGACCUGGAGGUGGUGGUCCCCUCCAGCAGCAGCAGCAGCAGAUGCAGUCAGCUCCUAUGGGCUCACAGCCGCAAAUGUUUCAGCAAGCUAUACAGCAACGGCUCCUACAGCAGCAACAGUCACACCUCGGAGGAGGAUCUCCUGCUCAACACAAUCCUAUGAGUCCACAGCAGUCCCAGCAACAGAUGUCCCAGUCUCCCCAUUUACAGGGCCAGUUGCCCAAUUCUCUCGGCAACCAAGUUCGCUCUCCCCAACCAUCACCUCGUCCCCAGUCCCAGCCACCAAACUCUAGUCCAUCUCCUCGCUUGCAGCCCCAGCCGUCACCCCAUCACAUCUCACCCCAGACUGGGUCGCCCCACCCAGGUCACCUUCCUCAACACCACAGUGGCAUGGCUGCUCCUCCACCGCCACAGCAACAAGCACAGGCAUCCCAGCAGCAGCAACAGGUUAACGCCAUGGACCAGGGCCCAUUUGGAGCAGACCAGAAUGCUAUGCUUUCACAGUUAAGCGGGAUGGGAGCCUUACAUGGGCAGGGAACAAAUGACAUGCUGACGAAUAACCAGGAUAUGGGCUCGAACAUUAAUCACUCGUUGGAUUUGAUGUAAUGUUGCAGUGCUCAGAGAAAUGUCUUGGUUGUUAGGCUUUGGUCGCAGAUUUAGGAUUUAAAAAGGUUGUCAUCGAUAGUAUUAUUAUUAUUAUUUAAUAUUUUUCUUAUGUAAUUGAAAAGAACUUCCUAUGGGAGAUACUACAUGUGCAAGUCAACAAAUUAAGUUAAAUGAAUGGUAAGUUAUUGUUGUUAAUAUAUAGAUAUAUAUAAAUAUAUUUUUUGCCAAUUGUGUUGAAAGGGUUUUUGGUUUAGGGAUGGAGAAAUUGCUUUCUCCUUGCGAUACGACCAGAAAUAUUUUUGGGGCAUAGAAGUCUGCCUUUUUUAUAGAUAUUUUUUAAGAUUUUAAAUAUGGCAUGAAAUUAAAAAGCAAAAUUCAAAAACAAAAUGGACUGUUUUUUUUUUUCACAGAACAGUCUAGAAUGUCAUCAGUUUGAAGACUUAGAUUUAUUCUCGCAUAUGUAAUGAUUCUGAUGGCAUUGGUAAUAACUGUUAUUUAUUGCUCCGCUCUUUUGGUUGGCUAAUAGAUAUUUUCUUGUUCUUUUAUUUUGAACAGUUUAUGGCAUCUGCUAUUUGAACCUCCUACAAUUCUUGAAGAGUAUAUUUUUGUUAUUGAAUGACUAAACGGAUGAAUUUAUAUUCUUUUUUUUGUAUCUUCUGUUCAUUUUACAAUUUGUUUGAGGGGUUGAUGGGGCUCAAGUGAAGUUUUGGGAAAAGUAUGUAUUUUCUGAUGGCUUGUUGCAUGGGAAAUAUCUGUCCUCCUAUGCAUGUUGCAGUUUUUCCACCCUUCCCAUGAAUGUUUUCACCAUGCCCUCCUUCUCCUUAAUGGAACCUGGUGAUUCUGCAGGUGUGUGUAUAAGUGUGUGUGUUGGACAGCGCAGUGAUCUCUACUAAGAUGAGGGAUUGUGGAUUUUGCAAAUAUUCAUCUUGAACUUCCCUCUGCCGCCUCCUUCACGUCUUUCCAGUAAGGAAUUGUUGCUCUGAUUCUUCACAUCCAUCUCUAGAGUUCUGAACUUUGGGAUUUACUGAUCACCUUAAUGUAUAAAGAACAAUUCUGACCUGAAAAUAAAUUUCUGAAAAUGAAAUGUCUUUGUUAAACAAAUACACAUAUGUGAAUGGAGAUAAGUGGACAGAUGUUUCCUCUUGACGUAAGAUCCUUCGAGCUGAAGAAUAAUGGGCAGCUUAGAUUUAACCUGAGAGAUUUUCUUUUUUAUACAUAAAUGGCUUGGAAAUCAGACGAGCACCAAUGCGCCUUUGUAUGUGUGCUUCAUUAGUGUGUACUAAACCAACACUGACUGUCAUUUAUGUGUGCACAAAUACAGCAAAGAAGAGUUUUAGAUUAAAGAAAACGUGGAAGGUCUUUCUGAUGGCAUAUGACAGUAACCUAUAUAAUAAUUAUUAAUAUUUCUUCUUGGUUAAAGAGGUGCUGGAUGACUUCACAACAGAGGCAAUAUGGCUUUAGACUUAUUUUAUAAAGAUGAAGAGAACAAUAUUUGUUUUAUAUAUAAAUAUAUAGAUAUAUUUAAUUUUAUUUUUGAGAAUAAUAAAGUUUGAUUUUACACUUUUUUCAAAGAUGUAUUGAUGAUGCAACAUGACACUCUUAUACCAUACGUCCCACUUUGGGGAAAUCUGAAAACAUCAUGGCAUUUUAAGGAAAUGUCUUAUGAGUGAAGUAUAUAGAUUAUGAUUCAUUGUAUAAACCAUGGCAAUUUGCUUUGAUCUGUUAAGUUUCAUUUCUAAAACUAACUGGAAAAAAAUCAACCAUACAGUUUUAUGGUUCCUAGUUUUGACCACUUUUCUCUUGCUAACACUUUGGUGCUUGCUGAGAGGAGCAAAAACAAAACCACAAAAAAAAAAACCCUGUUGCUCUGAUUUCAGUAGUUUUACUGUUUGUUUGUUUGUUUGUUUGUUUGGCUGUUCUUUUAUAAGGUUAUUAUGGUGGUCAGAUUUUUUGCCAAUUAUUUAAUUGUACAUUAAAAUGUUUGUACCAUACAAAAAUAA
Molecule: messenger RNA, 8006 nt
Organism: Danio rerio (zebrafish)
Lineage: Eukaryota; Metazoa; Chordata; Actinopteri; Cypriniformes; Danionidae
Source: RefSeq, a predicted model, not a curated record